UACUUCUUGAGAUUAUAUCCGUGAAAUAGCCUGGUCACACCGUCGAUAAGCAGCCCCGCAUCUAUCGAGAAUUGUUACGCCGGCACGUGUAGUUGAGUAAAAAGUUCACUCAUUAACUUUUAUCAAGCGCUCCAGUUUGCAUUUAAGAAUUAAAAUGGCCGCCGCUAUCAAGAAGAUCAUCCCCAUGCUGGACCGCAUCCUAAUCCAGCGGGCCGAGGCGCUGACCAAGACGAAAGGAGGCAUUGUUUUGCCAGAGAAAUCGGUGGGCAAAGUGCUCGAGGGCACCGUUCUGGCCGUUGGCCCUGGCACCCGUAAUGCCUCCACUGGCAACCACAUUCCCAUUGGCGUGAAGGAGGGCGAUCGUGUUCUGCUGCCCGAAUUCGGUGGCACCAAGGUGAACCUGGAGGGUGACCAGAAGGAGCUGUUCCUCUUCCGCGAGUCCGACAUCCUGGCCAAAUUGGAGUAGAUCUCGCCGCCGGAUUCUAUGAAUUCUAUGUUUUUUAUUAGUAUGUAACCACCCACAAACCCGAAACUACAAUAAACGCUGAUGCAAUAUUUUUAUUUGCAUUGCGCAUGGACCGCCAAUUAAUAAAUUUCGAGUUACUUGUUAAAACUA
Messenger RNA from Drosophila simulans, 616 nucleotides. Its product is annotated as 10 kDa heat shock protein, mitochondrial. NCBI's taxonomy places the organism in Eukaryota, Metazoa, Arthropoda, Insecta, Diptera, Drosophilidae. The record is from RefSeq and is a predicted model, not a curated record. Gene Ontology annotation, cellular component: mitochondrial matrix. Gene Ontology annotation, molecular function: ATP binding; protein-folding chaperone binding; metal ion binding. The transcript has 3 exons. The coding region runs from base 155 to 466 and encodes 103 amino acids.